Brassica rapa (field mustard) is the source of this 1845-nucleotide messenger RNA. RefSeq names its product receptor like protein 24. The record is from RefSeq and is a predicted model, not a curated record. Gene Ontology annotation, molecular function: protein binding. Lineage: Eukaryota; Viridiplantae; Streptophyta; Magnoliopsida; Brassicales; Brassicaceae.
CAUGCUCUCUAUUCUAUAUCUUACCGUGAAUCACUUCUCUGGAACCAUUCCAUCCUCUCUCUUCACCAUGCCUUCCUUAUCAAUUCUCGGUCUGAGAGAAAAUGAUCUCACCGGAUCUAUUGAAUUUCCUAACUCCUCUACCCCAUCUAGGCUCGAGUUCUUGUACCUUGGGAAUAACCAUUUUGCAGGAAAAAUCAUAGAGCCUAUCUCAAACCUCAUCAACCUCACACACCUAGACCUUUCUUUCCUAAACACAACCUAUCCAGUUGACUUAAACCUCUUCUCCUCUCUCAAAUCUUUGUUGCACCUUGAUCUUUCUGGUAACAGUAUAUCUCCAGCCAGUUUAGAUGAUACAAAUUUAGACAUCCCAAUAAACCCGGAGAUUUUGUUGUUACAAGGCUGCCGCAUCACUGAGUUCCCAAAUAUCUUAAAGAUCCUUGACAAGUUGGAGUUUAUAGACUUGUCCGACAACAUAAUCAAAGGCAAGGUCCCCGAGUGGUUAUGGAAGCUUCCUCGUCUAAACACAGUGUUUCUUUCAAAUAAUUCUUUUAAUGGUUUGGAAGGUCCAGUGGAUGUUUUGGUAAAUUCAUCUGUGAAGAAUUUAUUUAUGGAGCGAAACUAUUUUGAAGGAGCAGUUCCUAUUCUACCACUCUCUAUCAACGCCUUUUUUGCGUCAGGCAAUAGUUUCACAGGGAGCAUACCUCUUUCAAUCUGCAGCUAUAGAUCUCUCACGCAAUUGAUGCUAGGUUACAACAGCCUCACGGGUCCAAUCCCUCAAUGCUUGAGUAACUUUACAUUUGUGAAUCUUCGGAAGAACAACUUGGAAGGGAGUAUUCCUGACGCCUUUCAUAUCAGUUCUUCUCUACAAUCACUUGAUGUUGGACACAAUCUACUCACCGGGAAACUUCCAAGAUCUCUUCAAAAUUGCUCAUCUCUAGAGUUUCUAGUUGCUGACCACAACAUGAUUGAAGACACAUUUCCUUUCUGGCUCAAGGCUUUACCAAAUUUGCAAGUACUAAUCCUCAGUUCAAACAAAUUAUAUGGUUCGAUAUCUCCUCCUGGUCAAGGUCCUCUCGGGUUUCCAGAGAUUCGUAUAUUUGAUAUAUCUGAUAAUAAGUUUACUGGAAGCUUGCCACCAACAUACUUUGUCAACUGGAAAGCAUCGUCACUUAUGAUGAAUGAAGAUCGUGGUCUAUAUAUGGUAUACACAAAAAAGACUUAUGGGAUACUAUCCUAUAUCCAUAUAGAAACUAUAGAUUUGCAAUACAAAGGUCUACGCCAAACCCAAACGAGGGUUCUUACCUCAUAUGCCACUAUUGAUUUUUCUGGGAAUAGAAUUGAAGGACAGAUUCCUGAAUCAAUUGGUCUCUUGAAGGCACUGAUUGCACUCAACUUAUCAAAAAACGCCUUCACAGGCCAUAUUCCUCUGUCUAUUUCCAAUCUGGGAGAGCUCGAGUCACUAGACCUAUCAAGCAACCAACUCUCAGGGACUAUUCCUAGUGGAAUCGGGAGCCUCUCAUUUUUGGAGUACAUAAAUGUGUCUCGCAACCAGCUCAAGGGUGAAAUACCACAAGGAACACAGAUCAUUGGACAAACUCAAUCUUCAUUUGAAGGGAAUGCAGGGCUUUGUGGUCUCCCUCUCCAGGAAACUUGCUUUGGGACUAUUGCGCCACCGAGACAACAACCUCCGGAAGAAGAUAAAGAAGAGGAGGAACAAGUGUUGAACUGGAAAGGUGUGGGAAUAGGGUAUGGACCUGGAGUGUUGCUUGGAUUGGCAAUAGCACAAGCCAUUGGUUCAUACAAACCGGAGCGCUCGUCAAGAUAAUUUCAGUUUGAGUAUGAUCC